AUGUACAUAGGCGAAGAAACUGGAGGGGAAUUCAACAGCUGCCAAACGUCACUUCAAAAGCUUUCAAUUCGAGGGUGCAGGGAGUUGAGAUUCUUGCCUAAGGGGUUGCGACAACCAACCCUUGUAAGAUUGGAGAUGAUUGAGUGUUCCAAUUUAACGGAGGCCAGCCCAGUUGAAUUGCGCAACCUCACGUCCCUUCAGCAUCUGGAAUUGGACAGAUGUAACUCACGAUGGGCGAGGGCUUGGGAGGAGGGGCAAUUCUGUUUGACCAGCCUUCGAACGUUGGAUGUAGGUCACUUCUCAGAGGAGCUUGAUUAUUUCCCCUGGCCAGAGCUGGCCAAAGCUCGAAAUCCGCAACAUUACCCAUUCAUGUCCCUAGAAUCUCUGGAGUUAUGGGGAUGGCCAAAGCUCAAGUGCCUUCCCAAUCAACUUCGGCACCUCACUACCUUAAGAAACCUGGGAAUUAAUAAAUUUGCUGAGUUGGAAGCUCUACCGGAGUGGUUGGGUAACUUUUCAUCUCUUGAAUCAUUGGAGCUCUAUUGGUGCCGAAAUCUGAGGAGUUUGCCCUCACUGGAAAACUUUCAAUGUCUCAAGAAUUUACAAUCUCUGAAUAUAACCCGUUGUCCCCUUCUAACGGAAAUGUGCAAAGAAGGGGGAGAAGAGUGGCACAAGAUUGCUCAUAUUCCAACUCGUAUAUAG
Molecule: messenger RNA, 699 nt
Organism: Rhododendron vialii
Lineage: Eukaryota; Viridiplantae; Streptophyta; Magnoliopsida; Ericales; Ericaceae
Product: putative disease resistance protein RGA3
Exons: 1
Coding region: 1-699 (232 amino acids)
Biological process (GO): defense response to fungus
Source: RefSeq, a predicted model, not a curated record